Molecule: messenger RNA, 225 nt
Organism: Gongylonema pulchrum
Lineage: Eukaryota; Metazoa; Nematoda; Chromadorea; Rhabditida; Gongylonematidae
Source: the annotation of a GenBank genome assembly
AUGCUGAUUGUAUGGGUGAAAUUGUUAAAUGCACUUCUCCAGGAAAAUAUUCGGUGGUCGAACCUCGGGGAAGAUUACAAGCACAAUCUACGGGUGAUCCGGCAUGUGGAUGCACAUCGGCGAACGAGUCUUGGUAUCGAUACGUUUCGCAUCGAAAUUCAUCCAGCACAUAACGAAAGGGUUGACUUAUUCUCUGUCUGCUUUUCUCCGUUUAAUUGUCCAUAA